UGCAGCCAAUCAGAGCGCUGGAGCCUCCCUCCGAGACUCCACUAUUGAGUCUAUAACCGGCUGGCCGGGCGGAGCUGGCAGCAUUUGACUGUGGCUUGGGACGCGACGAGAGGCGCGCAGCGACCGCCCGAAGGCCUGCCAUGGUCUAGGCGCCCCUCGACCUCCCCUCCCCCGAGACCCUGCGGGCCCUCCCCUCGGCUCCCCAACGCACACCCCUGCCUCGUCUCCUGCGCCUCCUCCGCGCCCCUGCCGGCUUCGGCUCGGCGGCCCAGGCCAGCCCCAGGACUCGCGGCGCCCGCCAGGAUGAGUGGCUCCUUCGAUCGCAAGCUCAGCAGCAUCCUCACCGACAUCUCCAGCUCGCUAAGCUGCCAUGCAGGCUCCAAGGACUCGCCCACCCUGCCCGAGUCCUCUGUCACUGAUCUGGGCUACUACAGCGCUCCCCAGCACGACUACUACUCGGGCCAGCCCUACGGCCAGACCGUGAACCCCUACACCUACCACCACCAGUUCAAUCUCAACGGGCUUGCGGGCACGGGCGCUUACUCGCCCAAGUCGGAAUAUACUUAUGGAGCCUCCUACCGGCAAUACGGGGCGUACCGGGAGCAGCCACUGCCCGCCCAGGAUCCAGUGUCCGUGAAGGAGGAGCCGGAAGCCGAGGUGCGCAUGGUGAACGGGAAGCCCAAGAAGGUCCGCAAGCCCCGCACCAUCUACUCCAGCUACCAGCUGGCCGCCCUGCAGCGCCGCUUCCAGAAGGCCCAGUAUCUGGCGCUGCCCGAACGCGCGGAGCUGGCCGCGCAGCUGGGCCUCACGCAGACACAGGUGAAGAUUUGGUUCCAGAACCGCCGCUCCAAAUUCAAGAAGCUGUAUAAGAACGGGGAGGUGCCCUUGGAGCAUAGUCCCAACAAUAGUGAUUCCAUGGCCUGCAACUCACCCCCAUCACCUGCCCUCUGGGACACCUCCUCCCACUCCACUCCAGCCCCUGCCCGAAGCCAGCUGCCCCCGCCGCUCCCCUACAGUGCCUCCCCAAGCUAUCUGGACGACCCCACCAACUCCUGGUACCACGCACAGAACCUGAGUGGACCCCACUUACAGCAGCAGCCGUCUCAGCCGGCCGCCCUGCAUCACGCCUCCCCCGGGCCCCCGCCCAACCCUGGGGCUGUGUACUGAGCACCCCACCUGACCUGAACCUCCCACGAAGGACCCGGGACCAGGCAGAAGGCGCCUCUGUCCUAGCCGACACUCAGGAAUCAUCGAGGAGCACAGGGGAAAGGGCACCCCUUUCCCCCUUCCCUUGCCCCUUCCUCCAGAGAUCCAAGAGCUUCCAGAUGAAAUUUGCAUGGACCAAGGAUGUCCCCUGAACCUCCCUCCCCCUUGCCUAGACACCGGGGUACCCCUCCAGACGUUGGGGCGCUCCACUCCAGCUGGGACAGCUGUUCCCCUUCCGCUCCGGGAGCCUGGAUUGGCUUUUCAUGGCCCGUCACCUUCCAGCUUCUAAAACUUAGUGCUCAUUCCACAGACUGGAGAACUCGGGGACCGGGGACACUGUGCAGCAUUUGCAGGUCAGGCCUGGGCUGGGGCACCAGGCACCAUGGAUCCCGGGACCUGCUAGGCCUGGUUCCUCCUAAGUCACUAAGCCACCUGUGGCUCCCCACUUCCUGAGCAAUCCCUUCUGCCAAAAAGACAUUGGACAUGGUGACCAGGACUCAGGGUGGGGAUGUCAACCCCCAGCCCGCACUUCUAGCCCUCGUUUCAGAUUUGAGGGUUAAACCAAAGAAACCCCCCCAAGUGAGGGUGUCUUUUAAUAUUUGUGGCUUUAGAGGGAAGAGCCCAAGGAGCCGUCUCUCUCCUCUCUCCCCCUCUGGUCAGAGAGGGGUGGUGGGUCUCAGGUGUCUUUCCUAAGGACCCACUUCUUCUUCCGUGUACAGGACUUUGCACAACUUUGGUUUUAAAAGCUGUUGAAAACUAGGAAAACAAAGGGCAUUGUUAACAGAUAGGACCAAUCUCCCCUGCAUGGGCACUUCUGCCCUGCCCCACCCCCACCCACCUCUUCCUCUCCUCCAGUAAGUUGGCAGUUUGGGCGCCAAGCCCCAAAUCUCCAAGGAAACCUACCAGGCAAGACAGACCCCCCCCCGAAACAUCCCCUUUCCGGUGGCUUUGGAAGCAGAUUGCUCCCGCAGAUGGAGAACGGUGUGUGAGGCGCGCGGAGAGAGAGGGCAGGGUUACGGCUCCGUGCCUUUAGGGGUGAGGGGGUGGCUGUCUGGAGGGCUGGUAGCACUACCCUUCCUUGGCCCAGACGUCCCCCCCAGAGCUCACCUUCCUCCACCCUGAUGUGGUCAAACGUCGAAGAAAAGGGGAGGUGGAGGACUGUAGCUAUAUAUACAGUAUGUAUUUUUUUUUUUUUUUUAAGAACAACAGAGAGAACCAGCCUCCUCCCUACUGUGGUUUCCUAUUUAUGUGGCCCUUGCCUCCUGGACGUACCUGCCUGUGCGUUGUGAGCAGAGAGAAACAGGGAUGUGGGCUCCGGCUGGAUUGGGGUUUGGUGGGAGGUACAGGAACAAGGAGACACUUGGUAGGUCUCAGAGUCCCACCCUAGGGGGACGGGAACGAAGCCAACACCCACUCCCUCCCAGCCUUCUCCCUUCUGCUUUCUUACUGGACCCAUCUUUAUAUAUAACGUUAAUAAAAAAGAAGAAACUAA
Molecule: messenger RNA, 2698 nt
Organism: Felis catus (domestic cat)
Lineage: Eukaryota; Metazoa; Chordata; Mammalia; Carnivora; Felidae
Gene: DLX3
Product: distal-less homeobox 3
Exons: 3
Coding region: 304-1167 (287 amino acids)
Biological process (GO): embryo development; epithelial cell differentiation; regulation of transcription by RNA polymerase II
Molecular function (GO): DNA-binding transcription factor activity, RNA polymerase II-specific; RNA polymerase II cis-regulatory region sequence-specific DNA binding
Source: RefSeq, a predicted model, not a curated record